Messenger RNA from Talaromyces atroroseus, 450 nucleotides. RefSeq lists its product as hypothetical. Gene Ontology annotation, cellular component: actin cortical patch; actin cytoskeleton; cytoplasm. Bases 1 to 450 code for a protein of 149 amino acids. Gene Ontology annotation, molecular function: actin filament binding. The record is from RefSeq and is a predicted model, not a curated record. Lineage: Eukaryota; Fungi; Ascomycota; Eurotiomycetes; Eurotiales; Trichocomaceae. The transcript has 4 exons. Gene Ontology annotation, biological process: actin filament depolymerization; actin filament severing; cell motility.
AUGUCGGAUAAUAGUGUGGAUAUCCCGAAUGAAUGCAUAACCGCCUUCAACGAGCUCGUCUAUACGAAAGGAGCAAAGAAGCCUACCUUUGUGAUUUACAAAAUCUCCGAAGACAAAAGUUCCGUCAUUGUGGAGGACAGCUCUUCAGAUAAGAAUUACGAAGCAUUCCUCCACAAGCUCACUUCGUCUGUUGACCAUGAAGGGAACCGUGCACCUCGUUACGCAGUAUACGACGUUGAGUAUAAUCUAAAAGACGACGGUCGAAGAGCAACAAUUGUCUUCAUAAGUUGGAUGCCCGAGGAAACGUCUACCCGGUUCCGUAUGCUGUAUGCCGCCACGAAGGAGCAGCUUCGAAGAGCCCUUGAUGUCAAAGUUUCGAUUCAUGCCGAUGACCUGCGUGACAUAGAAUGGAAGGUGGUUUUGAGAGAAGCUAGUGGGGGACGAGUUUGA